This is a messenger RNA of Nicrophorus vespilloides, 336 nucleotides long. RefSeq names its product neuropeptide-like 4. The transcript is spliced from 2 exons. Bases 61 to 336 code for a protein of 91 amino acids. NCBI's taxonomy places the organism in Eukaryota, Metazoa, Arthropoda, Insecta, Coleoptera, Silphidae. The record is from RefSeq and is a predicted model, not a curated record.
GUAAACGGAAGACAUCAAUUUGAUUUCAGCAAUCAAAGCAUCCAAGAAAAAUCCAUCGACAUGUUCAAAUACGUUGUUUUCGCCGCCCUGUUGGCCGUAGUCUUCGCCGCUCCUGAGCCUAAACCAGGUGUUCUGGCUGCUGCUCCUUUGGUUGGAGCCCCAUUGGCUUACACUUCACCGUUGGCUUACUCUGCUGCUUACACAAGUCCACUCAUCAACUCCGCAUACUCUGCUCCAUAUGUGGCAUCUCCUUAUGCUUACUCCGCUGGAUACGCUUCACCGUACGCUUACUCGGCUUACUCUCAUUACGCCGCUCCACUCGUCAAAUACUAUUAA